CAAGUCCUCCGUCACGUGAUUACCCCCACCCUUGCUGAAGUCUCCCCACUUCUGACAUACCCGAAACGAUUAGUGCACUACCUUACAUCAGAAUGUACAACUUUGGAUACUCUGUCGAUACAUAAGUGUCAAAUGAUAAUUCAUAAUGGAUGGAGUUUCUGAAGUAUUAAGAUGGCAUCCCGGAUUGGCUUUAGUUUCUGAAUCUCCAUUUACAUGGGAUGGGUUACUGAAUAUUCCAUGGGAUAUUGGGGGAAAUCAGUGUACAAGAAUACGGAUAAAAUUCAUCGUACCAGAAUAUCCAUACUUGAAUGAUGCAAAAUUAUAUUUUGGACCUGAUGUAACUCUCUUACAUCAUAGAAAAUUCGAUGCAACUGUUCAAAGUUUGCUUCGAAGUGCAUCUACAGUAUCCUCAUUCUUAAGACAAUUGCAAAUGCAUGCUUGCCAUAUAAUUAAAACAAAGUCUGGUAUUUGCCAUGGAACUACUGCACAUACAGGAAAAGGAAUGCUUGACGAUUUGAAAAAUGCAUUAAACACGCCAAGUGAUGUUCAACUUUCUUCAAACAGCAACUUAGACCUUAUUAAGCUCACAUUAAAAGAUGUUUCAAUUGUGAUACGCAGAAACAGCAAUUCUAUAAAUCCUUGGGAAAUAGUUACAUCAUACUUACCUGAAAUACCUGGAGUUGAACCACUGGGGAAAAAUGUUUCCUCUUUGCUUGACAUAAGAAAGAAAUUCCAAAUGCAUGUUCAACUAUUAGAAAAAACUUGGCAUACAUUGUUUCUGAUAGACAGAAAUUUUCAUGUGAUUGAUCCAUUGGAACCAAAACAUCAUCAUUUCUAUCGACGUAUUUACUUGUCUCAGAUUUUAUCCGUACUCAUAACAAUUGAUCCAUUGCAUCCAAAUGAGCACCCACAUAUCAAGCUUAUGGGUUGCAAUACAGAAACAGAAAAGUAUACAGAAAUUAUAUCAAAGAAUUUAGAAAACUGGGAUCCAGAAAAUGAUAUAAUUCAAAAUCUUCUAUCUUUACUAAACUUGACUGAGUUUCCACAACCACCGAUAGAUGAUAAUAAAGAUAAAGGUGGUAUAGUCAAUGAUGACGAAUGUUGUAUUUGUUUCUCAUAUGAGUUGGACAAUGAACAAGCCCCAGAGAAAAUAUGUGACAACAGAAAAUGUAAAAGAAGAUUUCAUACUUUGUGCCUUCGAACGUGGUUACAAGGCGUUGCUGGAAAUGAGAUAGUAUUUGAUCAUAUUUGUGGUAAAUGUCCAAAUUGUGGAGAAAAUAUAUCAUGCUCAAUCCCUUGUUAUUGAUUAUCUACAGAAUCAACUAUGUAUUAAAAUCUUGUUAUUGCUAUGUUUAAAUGAAUAAAGACAUACUUCUAUUAAUUUAA
This is a messenger RNA of Cephus cinctus (wheat stem sawfly), 1386 nucleotides long. RefSeq names its product E3 ubiquitin-protein ligase FANCL (gene Fancl). Gene Ontology annotation, biological process: interstrand cross-link repair; protein monoubiquitination. NCBI's taxonomy places the organism in Eukaryota, Metazoa, Arthropoda, Insecta, Hymenoptera, Cephidae. Gene Ontology annotation, cellular component: nucleus; Fanconi anaemia nuclear complex. The record is from RefSeq and is a predicted model, not a curated record. The coding region runs from base 146 to 1306 and encodes 386 amino acids. The transcript is spliced from 7 exons. Gene Ontology annotation, molecular function: ubiquitin protein ligase activity.